ACGGUCGGCAAUGGGACUUUCAUCUCCUGCUAUACAGAGUACUCGCUCGUGCCGAAGACCAUCUCUCAGCAAUGGCUCGACCCGGUUAUGUGCUGUGAGCGAACAAUCGGCAAAAUGCAUCUGAAGUUAAGUGAAGUGAAGCCGAAGUAGCGAGAAGCGGCGUGAAGUGAAGCAAACGAUGAUGGGAACAAGCAGCCAUUUUGUCGUGCAGCAAACUGAGCGACGCGGCUCGUCCUUAACAGCGGAUACAUCAGCGCUGUCUACUUACCACCAUCGUCUGCAGUUCUCCGCACUGACUGCACAGGACAUUCGAACAAGAUGGCCGAAAUGGAGCAACAGAAGCACUCUGUUGUCGAUCACUUUCGCGCCGCGUGUGCCGCUCAGAAGCAACAAGCCGACCAGCUGAAAGGAAAGCCACGCAACCAGCUGCCUUUCCUGAGCAGGGAUGCAAUUCUUCAAACUCUCAAGGCUGGCCACGAGCAACAAUUGCAGACGGCGGACUCUGCUGAGAACAGUCUACAUGUCUUGAUCGUUGGGCAUCCUUACCCAGCAUGCUCCAAGUCAGUACGAGAACUCGAUUGUACGCUCUCAAUCAAGGACAUGCUUCUCGAGACCCGGCACGAUGGAAGGGCCAUCAUCUUACGCCGCUUCGGUUCCGUUGUCACGAAUGCUGUCGGAGGCACAUACGGUGUGGAGGAUGCUGAGGGAACCACCGAGCUGCUUCUGGUAGAUGCUUUCAACUUUGCCGGAGACGAUAUCCUUCCGGCUGGCGCAGCUUUCGCCAUCAAGGAGCCUUUUUGCAAAGUCGAUGGCAGGGGCGAUGCUCGCAUCAAGGUUUCUCACCCGACCGAUUUGGUUCUUUUGGACCCUGUGGAUCAAGUGGUCCCACUUCAUUGGCGCAUCGAUGGACUUGCAGUGUCCGACGCUAUGGCCUCGACAGUGGUUCAGACAGACAUUGAGAUCACCGGAAGCGUCAAGGACCAUUCUGACGAGACUGACCAGACGGAAGUGCGUAGCACUCCACAAGCGGGACGAGGGUUGUUCGCAGCAAAGUCCUUCAAGCUCGGGGAUCAGAUUCUCGCUGAACGCGCAGCAUUCUUGAUGUCCGUGAAGGAUGACAACACUUAUCACGCUCUCAAAUAUGACCUGAGCAGGAACAUGAUGACGGAUGAUCGUGUUGGUGCGCCUUACAAAGAGCUCGCACGAAAGCUCCUGCACGAUUCCACCCUGGCUUCCAAGGUGUUCGAUCUUUACUCAGGAGCUAUCACAGCGCCCUGCGACGCUGAGAUCCGCGUCGAUGGCAAGCCUGUUCUCGAUAUCUUCCAUAUUCACGAGGUAUGGGCCACAAACGCGAUUGCAUGCCCGGUAUCUGUUGAGGACAAGGCAUUUCCCGGCCGCCUCUCCGAGGACAUCGCAUCAGCUUCAGGGCUGUGGUGUCGCACAGCCUACUGCAAUCACUCCUGCAUGCCGAACGCAGAAAAGAGCAUCAAGAAUGGCGUGCUGACCCUACGAGCAACUCGCACCAUAAAAGAGGACGAGGAGAUUACCAUCUCAUACGGCGAAUUCAGCAAUCUGGCCGAGAAACAACGCGCUCUCUACCGCAUCUGGGGCUUCAAGUGCGAGUGCGAGCUAUGCAGAGCAGAGGGGCGUGACACAGAAGAUCUCUUGAACCGCCGCGAAGCUCUCCGGGCUCGAGUCUCUGCUCCAUUGCCCGCGAAGCUCGAUGCCGCUUUGGUCUCCGACUCGAAAGCUCUGGUCACUGACGCUGAAGCAACAUAUGCCGAGUACGACGACAAUACACUGCCACGUCUUGUCGUAGCAGAAGCAUACUCUCGCCUUUUCGCAAUCUAUUCCAAGCUACUCGAUUUCGAUGCGGCCGAGAAGGCCCUGCUCAGCAUGCUCAAAGCCCUUGCCGUUCUUGACUUGUCAUCAGCAGGAGAGGUCGUCCCUCUGGGUGGCAAUCUGGAAGAGAUCACAGUCACGAAUGUCCUCCUUCUUGCGGACUUGCAGAAGAAAGCUGAUCAGGAAAAGGUGGCACAGAAAUUGGAGGAGUUUGCUCAGAAGGUUUACUUGACGCUUAACGGCGAUAUGAGUGGCUUCGAAAAGCUUGUCCUGCCCGUCAUCCCAAGCUACGUCGACAACGGCGGAGAAAAGUGAGCAGGGGCACCCGUUGAGCCAUGGCACCAAGCUUCUAUCAGUAGGUGUGAUCAUGGACUUGCUGUGCACUUAUGUGCUUCACGGCGACGCUUCCGAAAUAAGUAGCUGUGUAUUCGCUACCAAUAAUAACAUAACGCUACAAGGACUCAAGGUCCAUUUCAGUUCUCCCACUGUUACUAGUUUGCUCUUUUGUCUGUUCUGACGUUUGUGAAAAAGUACGAAAUAACCUUACCCUCGGCUACUGUUCUUCAUGCUUACGGACAGCUUGCAAUUCUUUCUUGCUAGAGCACAACAUUGACCAAAGCUCCUUCCGUGGACGAAGUUGAUCGCGCGAAGUGAUCUCGAAAUGUGCUGCGGCGGGAUUUCUGUGUGCUGUCAGCCCUUGCCGCUGUCGCGGAGUUGACAACUGUCGCCAACGAUCAGCUUGUUGCGAAAGAAUCACAUCUUUUC
This is a messenger RNA of Cercospora beticola, 2607 nucleotides long. RefSeq names its product SET domain-containing protein. Lineage: Eukaryota; Fungi; Ascomycota; Dothideomycetes; Mycosphaerellales; Mycosphaerellaceae. Gene Ontology annotation, molecular function: protein binding. The record is from RefSeq and is a predicted model, not a curated record.